Messenger RNA from Penaeus chinensis, 672 nucleotides. RefSeq lists its product as uncharacterized. Bases 104 to 541 code for a protein of 145 amino acids. The record is from RefSeq and is a predicted model, not a curated record. Lineage: Eukaryota; Metazoa; Arthropoda; Malacostraca; Decapoda; Penaeidae. The transcript has 3 exons.
UACAAACCUGCCUGAGGUAACGCAUGUCUACCCUAUUAUUUUGCUAAUACAUUCACUUUAAACAAAAUUGUUUUAAGCUAUAAGCGACAAAGUGCUAAAGGAUAUGAAAAUAUCGGAGCAAAGCCAACAGUUGUCCACUGAUGUGACAAAAACAAAUGCUGCUGUGACGAUCACAGGGACACGAGUUUCGAAGAAAAGACAGACACCAAUCUAUCAUCAGUUCGUCGAGGCCGCGAAACUGAAUCCUCGGCUGUCCGAUAAGGAACAUCUGAGAGCGAUCACGAUUCCCGCCAAUAACGACCUGGAAGACCCCGAGAUAAUGCUUGAGCUGCUACCCCACGCCACAUUUCCGGUGUACGCUCACUGCUUGAGCCCGAGGAUGACCCAGUCUCGGUUCUCUCCCAGAAGUCCUCCUGACAAAGUGACGACCAACCUCCGGCCCCACCAGGACUGGCUGGCCGGACCAGCGACAUCGCUCCUCAGCUGUUACCCUGAUACAACGUCUCGUGUGUUCCCUUUAUUGUGUUGUACUCUUCCUUAAUGAAAAUUCAAGCUGUCUAACCACUAUCACUGCCCAACCAGUCAUAACGUUUGUACUAAGGUUCUGUGCCUUUUACAGUCUGGUGGCAGAGGUUGUCGUUCUGUCCAUUUGGCUCACAACACGGACACACA